UUUACUAUAAAUACUGCUUAGAAAACUAAAUAAUUUAUUGUACCAGUAUCCACUGAACAAUAACAAUGAAAGGUAUUCUCUUGGCUAGUUUUCUAGUAGUUGCCGUCAGUGCUUCUUCUCUGCUUGAGCAGGAUGGCGUCAAAUUCCAAUCUUUCAAGUUGAAACACGGCAAGACUUACAAGAACCAAGCCGAAGAGACCUCUCGUUUUGCAAUCUUCAGAGACAACCUUCGUUCUAUUGAAAGCCACAAUGCCCGUUUCGAACAAGGUCUUGAAACUUACACCCAAGGUAUCAACAAGUUCGCUGACAUGACACUCGCUGAAUUCAAAGCCAUGCUUGCGCUUCAAAUUCCCAGCAGACCUACCUACCAAGCCGACAAAGUAUUCGAACUCCCGGAAGGAGCUACCGUUCCAGACUCCAUUGACUGGAGAGAGAAGAAUGCCGUCAACCCCAUCAAAGACCAGGAAUCUUGUGGAUCGUGCUGGGCUUUUGCUAUUGUUGGAUCUACUGAAGGUGCCUACGCUAUCAAAACAGGAAACCUAAGCAGAUUCUCCGAACAACAACUUGUUGACUGUACCACUGACUUCAAUUUAGGUUGCAACGGUGGAUAUUUGGAAUUAACCUUCCCUUACAUUCAAAAGAAUGGUCUUGAAUACGAAUCAGACUACCCAUACACAGGUGAAGACGGCACUUGCCAAUAUGACUCUUCCAAAGUAGUAACCAAGAUCAGUUCUUACGUCAGCUUCAACAGCAGUGAAGACACAUUGAAAGAAGCCGUAGGAACUGCUGGACCAGUAGCUGUUGCUAUCGAUGCUGAUUACAUCAUGUUCUACGACAGUGGAAUCUACAACGACUCUAGCUGCGACCCCGACUACCUGGACCACGGUGUCUUGGUUGUUGGAUACGGUACUGAAAAUGGACAAGACUACUGGCUGAUCAGAAACUCAUGGGGAAGUUCCUGGGGUGAAGCUGGAUAUUUCAGAUUUGCACGUGGAGUUAACCAAUGUGGUAUCAAUGCCGACAACACCUACCCCAUCAUAUAAAUUAUUUAAUUCGCAUUCAUUUUAUAUUAAAAUUACUAAAACUACUCUGUGAGUACUAAAAUAGUAUUAACUAGUAUUAAAAAAGAUCUUGUGAACAAUUAUGAAAUAGUAAAUCAAUAAAUAUUUUUAUCUCU
This is a messenger RNA of Sitophilus oryzae (rice weevil), 1177 nucleotides long. RefSeq names its product cathepsin L-like proteinase. The coding region runs from base 66 to 1043 and encodes 325 amino acids. Lineage: Eukaryota; Metazoa; Arthropoda; Insecta; Coleoptera; Curculionidae. The record is from RefSeq and is a predicted model, not a curated record. The transcript has 6 exons. Gene Ontology annotation, molecular function: cysteine-type endopeptidase activity. Gene Ontology annotation, cellular component: lysosome.